This is a messenger RNA of Aureobasidium namibiae CBS 147.97, 429 nucleotides long. RefSeq lists its product as uncharacterized. NCBI's taxonomy places the organism in Eukaryota, Fungi, Ascomycota, Dothideomycetes, Dothideales, Saccotheciaceae. The annotation marks the transcript as partial. The record is from RefSeq and is a predicted model, not a curated record. The transcript has 3 exons.
UGGAGCAAAGCCUUCCUCAUCACUUUCUGGGUAUUGCAAAUCAUCAUCUGCAUCGUCGGAUGGUGUUUCGGAGCUUUCGGUCUCGUCGUCAAAUCAUAUGCGGAUGACGAAGAUGCAGACACUGCUCUUAGUAUUUCUGCUGGAAUCUACAUUUCAUGGGCCAGCGUAUGCUUCGUCCUCAUCGUCACGGAGAUUGUCAUGUUCUCACGUAAAAACCUCAAGCCGUGGUUCGAGGUCGCUUCUUCCUCCAUCAAGACCACGCUGUGGUUGAUUUUGUUCUUGAUCGCUAUUCAUGACACUGCGGUGGUGCAGAGUUUCCUCGGGUUUUCUCUCAUCAUGUAUGGAGUCUUCACUAUCCUAUUCGCCAUUCCCCUGAUUUACUCGGCCAUUGUGUUGCAUCGUCAACGCAAACACACUCGUACCCCUGUG